CCCGCACCAAACACACGCAUCCAUCCUCACUUGACGCUCCGGUGUUCGGCGCGGCAGAAACUCCGAGCACUUCCGGUCAGAUGAAACUACAACCCGCACUAAAUCUGUUAGAAUAGAUUUAUUAUAACGCUUUCCGCUCUGUCUCACGUUUACGCGGCUCUGUGUGUGUGUGUGUGAGAGAGAGAGAGAGAGAGAGAGAGAGAGAGACUGCGUGCGCGCGUGCGCGCGACUGAGAGAACAUGUCCGGGACGGGAGAACCGUACGGAGAGGAGCGCGAGCGGUCCGGGCCGGGAUUCAGAAAAGAGGAGGAGGAGGAGGAUGUGCACGGUAAAAAGCAGGAGGCGGAAAUAGAGGAGGAGGAGGUGGAGGAGGAGGAAAAGAAGAUGAAGAUGCUUAAACCGACCUGUCCCGGUGAUGAAGCGCGCAAAGGAACCGGCGUUGCCAUGGAAACUGCAUCCUCAGUCUUGGUGUCUGGUCUAUUCCUGAAAUCUUCCUCCGAACAGAGUGACCUCUACACCUCUCUCCUCUCCACUAACUCCUCCUCCUCAAACCCGUUUAUCUCCAGCAUUCCUCUCAGCUCUUCAGAGCACGAUCGCGCUCCGCUUGCGACUCUGGGGAGCGACUCUGGAAUUGGAAUGACCCCUGGUGACCCCUGCGACAUCCACAACCAAAAAAGUGAGCCCUACAACUACAUGGAUAUGAGCAAUGACCUUUGUGGCCUCAGUAACCGCAGUAAGACGGUGUCAAAAAUGCAGCCAAUAGGUAGCCGCGUGGAUCAUGAUGAUGAUGAUGUUGAUGAUGUUAAAGAUGGAUUUAUGGAUCUUAAGGCAAAGAUGGAGAAGGAAGCAUUUGGAUUGGGAGGCUACCUGGAGAAGAAUGCUGAAAACCUGCCAGUAAACGAAGACUUAAAAAACACCUUUCCUUAUGUGGAGGACCAAUCAGAUGAAGAGUUCCUGGAGAAAAAAACAUGCCCUGCCAGUCCAGUGAAGAUUACAGUGACAAAAGAUUCCUGUAUCCGAGCAACCGAACAAUUAAGAGUUGGAGUGUAUGAGAGGGAAAGCGUGCUGAGUUUGGGAAAAGAAGGUGUUCCCACUGUAACACUGUCUGAACCAGAAGAUGACAGUGCAGCUUCCUCUGUCAAUCAUUCUCCUAACCACUCCCCUACAGGAAGAGAGUCACCCUCCGAAAUCUUGUUCCAACCUGUAGGGAUGAAGUGCACGAACAACAGCACCCUCUACCAUGACACCAAGAGUCCUACAAAGCACUCAUCACGAUUUGGGAUGCAGGACAGUGGGGAAUCUGGAGACUCAGAAAUUGAGCCUGACUCCCCAAGACAUGGUAAUCAGCUCGGCACCAAAGACCGACCUGGUAAACUGUUUGAGCCAUCAGUUAUAGAGAAGAUUUGCGACAAUGAGGGAAGACCUAACAAUCCUAUCCAGGUUUCCAUGAACAUGAAGGGGGAAUUUCUGCAACAUGGCAACCCUCCACUUUACAGCCUGCUGCGUGAGGAGAGAGAGGCAGAGCUGGACACUGACCUGCUCAUCGAAUCUGCUUCUGAGGAGAGUCCUAAGAGGGAGAAGGUAGUGAAGUGCACCCUAAAACCCAGCUCCCCUCCGAGCUCACCUCCACUUGGAAGCAGUCCUGUGUCACCACCUCUGAAAGAGAAACAACAGGAAAUAAAAGAGGAAAAAAAGGAAAGGCCUAGCACAACACCAAGAGAGGGAUCCAACACUCAGACACUUCAAUGGCAAGAUGAAAUGUUCACUAAGGUUAAGCCUGAAGAGAUGGUGUCUUUUAAACAGCAACCUCUGGAGGAUGGGGGAAAUAAAAAUGUGAUUAGUACUGAAGAUGAAAGCGACGAUAAAGAAGUGGAGCUGCUGAUGUUCCUGCACAACUUCAACAAACAGAAAGUGGUGGAGCUGCUGCACUGGCGGGACGUGAAACAGACGGCCGUGUUGUUCAGCAGUGUGUUGUUGCUGCUCUUCUCUCUGACUCAGUUCAGCGUGGUGAGUGUGAUGGCGUACCUCGCCCUCGCCGCGCUCUCCACCACCAUCUGCUUCAGGGUCUACAAAUCCGUGCUGCAGGCCGUGCAGAAGACCGAUAAUGGACACCCCUUCAAGGCGUAUCUGGAGAAGGAGAUCUCUCUCUCACCUGAGCAGAUCAGUAAAUAUGUGGAGAAAGUACAGCUCUACAUAAAUUGCACCCUGAAGGAGCUGCGCAGACUUUUUCUGGUCCAGGACCUUGUGGACUCCUUAAAGUUCGCAGUGUUGAUGUGGUUCCUGACAUACGUCGGCGCUCUAUUUAAUGGCCUCACUCUGCUCAUUCUGGCUGUGGUGUGCGUGUUCACCGUGCCACUGGUGUACGAGAAAUAUCAGAAACAGAUAGAUCAGUACCUGGGACUUGUGAGGACUCAAGUGAACGCUGUAAUGACACGGUUGAGGGAGAAGGUUCCUGGAGCCAAGAGGAAGCAUGAAUAAAAUACCUUCCUCCGAAACCAUCAAACGCUACAAUGCCAGUAAAGAUCCCAAUCCUGUUAACACACCCUCGUUAACUUCCACUUCCCUUUGCAACCAGCUCGUAAGGUAGAGCAAUCAAGUAAACAUCACUGCAACCUCCAGGAGCACAAAUUACCCAAAAUGCACUGCUUCAUGAACCAUAGGUGCUGAGGAAGAAAUCUCUAGCGCUACAUUCCUCCAUGGGAUUCACACUUCUGAAGGGAAGUCAACGAGGGUGUAUUAAAAAGGAGCCAGCGUUUUGUAGGCAUGUGCCAAUAACAAAUGAUCACGGUGAUUAUCAGUCACUGUAUCAGGAUUUAAUAUCGCUAUAGUAAUUAUAUAUGAUCACAUGAUUUGCCUGAAGCUGUUCUGAUUGGACAGUGUGUUUAGCCAAUGAAGAGACCUGGUUGCACAUUUUACCCAACAUCUGUAAUGAUCAUGGUGAUUAUUGACGCAUGCCUACAGUUAUAUUAAAAACAAGCAGAAUAGCAAAAGCACAUCAUCACGUAUAUUAAUGAAAAAAAAACUAAAAAAAAAAACCCUUUUGUUGUCAAUUUUCAAUGUUCAAUACAUUGUUUUGCUGUCUAAAUGCUAAUUUAAAUGUUAAGUUAGAUUAAUGAAUAAAUACUUUCUUUUGGAUGAGGAAAUCAUGCCAUGGUAAUUGACUGCAGCAUCGCUAUUAUGUACAGCCAAAUGUUAACGUCAUGAUGAAAAUAUUGCUGUUAUAAUUGCGACUAAAAGUGAACGACAAGUGACUUUUUUCCUCUUGUUUUGCUUCAAAUUAAAAUGCAUGAACAACAGACUUUAGUAAAUAAUAUAAAAUUAUCGCUCUUUCUUUCUGUGCUUUUAUUCUGCAAUCGCAUCAACCUAACUGUAAGGAAUCUCUCUCUCACACACAGUAUGCUUGCUCAUCCACCAUACAACUGCUUACAUCGCUGUUUAACACAUACACGCACACAUUGAUAUGAAUAUAUUGUGAAUGAUUCUCCUGUGUGUGUGUGUGGAACACAGGAACUUGAAAGUGUGUAAAAUGUAAUUCUGCUUUUGUAAAGUCGGGAGUGUGUUUAGUUUUGUGUUGUUGGUUUGAGCUCAGCGUGGACUCUGUAACUGCACCCUCGUAUUUUAAUUGCUGAAUGAGAACAAAUAAAUGUUCUGUAAUGUA
Silurus meridionalis is the source of this 3657-nucleotide messenger RNA. It is a transcript of the gene rtn1a, whose product is annotated as reticulon 1a. Bases 240 to 2477 code for a protein of 745 amino acids. Gene Ontology annotation, biological process: endoplasmic reticulum tubular network formation; neuron differentiation; brain development. Lineage: Eukaryota; Metazoa; Chordata; Actinopteri; Siluriformes; Siluridae. Gene Ontology annotation, cellular component: neuron projection; postsynaptic density. The record is from RefSeq and is a predicted model, not a curated record. The transcript has 9 exons.